Verticillium alfalfae VaMs.102 is the source of this 1296-nucleotide messenger RNA. Its product is annotated as alpha-xylosidase. Bases 1 to 1296 code for a protein of 431 amino acids. Gene Ontology annotation, biological process: carbohydrate metabolic process. The transcript has 2 exons. The record is from RefSeq and is a predicted model, not a curated record. NCBI's taxonomy places the organism in Eukaryota, Fungi, Ascomycota, Sordariomycetes, Glomerellales, Plectosphaerellaceae. Gene Ontology annotation, molecular function: hydrolase activity, hydrolyzing O-glycosyl compounds.
AUGCCGGAAUAUGGACUGGGGUUCUGGCAGUGUAAACUGCGGUACGAGACGCAAGAGGAAGUCUUGGAGGUGGCGCGGGAGUAUAGGCGGCGAGAACUGCCUAUCGAUCUGAUUGUCAUCGACUUUUUCCAUUGGCCUAUGCAAGGUGAAUGGAAAUUUGAUAGUGCCCAUUUCCCUGAUCCAGACGCGAUGGUUCGAGAGCUUCGCGAGCUGAAGAUUGAGCUCAUGGUCUCCAUUUGGCCUACUGUGGACAAACGCUCGCAAAACUACCAAGAAAUGAUGGAGCGUGGGUACUUGGUUCGCACCGAGCGCGGCAUUCGCACCAAUUUCGAUUUUGGCGGGGAAACCGUCUAUUACGAUUCAACUAACCCAGAUGCCCGCCAAUAUGUUUGGGACAAGGCAAAGCAGCAUUACUAUGCAAAGGGGAUCAAGGUAUUCUGGCUAGAUGAAGCCGAACCCGAGUACUCUGUCUAUGACUUUGAUAACUAUCGAUACCACGCUGGACCGACUCUGAGCGUCGGGAACAUCUACCCUCGGGAUUACGCCAGGACAUUCUACGAGGGAAUGGAACAAGAGGGGCAGACCAAUAUCGUGAACCUUCUUCGUUGCGCCUGGGCCGGCAGUCAAAAGUAUGGCGCCCUUGUUUGGAGCGGCGACAUAGCUUCUUCCUGGGCGAGCUUCAGAAACCAGUUGGCAGCUGGCCUCAACAUGGGCAUUGCGGGCCUCCCAUGGUGGACGACGGAUAUUGGCGGGUUCCAUGGGGGCAACCCAGAUGACGAGGCUUUCCGCGAGCUUUUCGUACGCUGGUUUCAAUGGGGAACAUUCUGCCCCGUCAUGAGACUGCAUGGCGAUCGAGAGCCGAAAAAGGGGACCGGCGAGGCCUCGCGCAGCGGUGCGCCGAACGAAGUGUGGUCGUAUGGCCCGGAAGUCUACGAAAUCUGCCGCAAAUAUUUGCGCAUCCGGGAAGACAUGCGCUCUUACACGAGGCAAUUGAUGAAGGACGCUCAUGAGAAGGGAUCACCAGUCAUGAGACCCUUGUUCUGGGAAUUCCCCGCAGAUAAGGAGAGCUGGGAGGUCGAAGAUCAAUACAUGUAUGGCGACAGGUACCUUUGCUGUCCCGUUUUGAAGCCUGGCGCCAGAGAUAGAGAGUUAUAUCUUCCCCGGCUUCCGGAGGUCGAAGAGUGGGCUCCAUUCUCCCCUGAAACUGGUGGUCAGUCUUAUGGGGGAGCCCAAAGGAUUAAGGUGGAUUGUCCAUUGGAAUCGAUGCCAGUCUUCGUCCGGCGCAAAAAGCCUUGA